Molecule: messenger RNA, 1367 nt
Organism: Cyprinus carpio (common carp)
Lineage: Eukaryota; Metazoa; Chordata; Actinopteri; Cypriniformes; Cyprinidae
Product: glyoxylate reductase/hydroxypyruvate reductase-like
Cellular component (GO): cytosol
Molecular function (GO): glyoxylate reductase (NADPH) activity; NAD binding; hydroxypyruvate reductase [NAD(P)H] activity
Source: RefSeq, a predicted model, not a curated record
CGAAGCGUCUGUGGAUUUCUGUUGUUAUCAUUUUCGUAGUGAACAUAUCCGUUUAGUCUUUAAUUGUGCAUGAUGAGCGCGCAGCAGAUGCUGAAAGUGUUCGUCACGAGACGCAUUCCGCAGGAGGGCAUGAAAAUACUCAAAAAAGCCGGGAUGUGUAAUUUGUCAGUGUGGGACUCAGAUGAGCCUGUGCCCCGGGCAGAGCUCCUGAAGGGGGUGGCAGAUGCUCAUGGGCUUCUCUGUUUACUCUCAGACAAAAUUGAUGCUGAGGUCUUGAAUGCGGCUGGACCCAACUUGAAAGUGAUCAGCACUCUCUCUGUGGGAUUUGACCAUCUUGCCAUAGAUGAGAUAAAGAAACGAGGGAUACGAGUAGGCUACACUCCUGAUGUUUUGACGGAUGCUACUGCUGAGCUGACGGUGGCUCUACUCUUGGCCACUGCCCGACGUCUUCCCGAGGGUGUAGAGGAAGUGAAAAAUGGCGGCUGGAGUACAUGGAAGCCUCUGUGGCUGUGUGGCUACGGUCUUUCAGGCAGUACUGUUGGGGUGAUUGGUUUGGGCCGCAUAGGUUUGGCUAUUGCAAGGCGACUAAAGCCUUUUGGAGUGAAGAGACUUCUGUACACCGGCAGACAACCCAAACCUCAGGCCCAAGAGGUUGAUGGGGAAUAUGUGCCUUUAGACACUCUGGUGAGAGAGAGUGAUUUUGUGGUGGUGUCCUGUUCUUUGGCUCCUGACACUCAAAGCCUUUGUGACAAAACCUUCUUCAGCAAGAUGAAGAAAACUUCAAUCUUUAUCAACACCAGCAGAGGGGCGGUUGUGAAUCAAGAGGACUUGUUUGAAGCCCUCAGCAGUGGUCAGAUUGCAGCAGCUGGGCUUGAUGUUACAACCCCUGAACCUCUGCCCACCAACCACCCACUGCUGACCCUUAAAAACUGUGUGGUUCUCCCUCAUAUUGGCAGUGCCACCUACUCCACACGCGGUGUCAUGAGUGCACUGACAGCAAAUAACUUGCUGGCCGGCCUGACAGGCUCUGAAAUGCCCAGUGAGCUGAAACUGUAAUGCUCUGAAACAUAGAUACUGUAUUUUGUCAUUAUAUGAAUGGAGACGUCAGUAGCGUAAAUCUAACUAUUAAAUGCACUGCAUUAACUACAUGAGAUUAGAAGGGAUAAAACAUGCAUUACAAUCAUCUCACAUAGAUAAUUUUAAUCAUGACUGGAACAAGAUGACACAAUUUGAUAUGUUAACAUGCACAUGUUCUACUGUGAUAUUGCACAUUCAAAGUCAACACUCAAAUGUCCUUUUACACUCCAAGCUAAAGUAGAAUCAAUGUUAUAGGGAUUUAAUUUGUGACAAUAAAGGAUUUAUUGAAA